GCUCGUUUUUCCACCUUUUCUACUCACAAGACACAAAGCCAUAGCCUUUCUUUUGCUUCCUUCCCCCAAUCAAUCCGCCACCGCAAACCCUAACCACCACCGCCAGGGGAAAACCUCCGAUCACCCUAGCCAUGGCGUGGAAGCAAAUUCUAACUCUCGCCCGGCGGUCGCACCACCGACCGCGAUCUUCGCCCGCCGCUCUAUCCGCCAUACGAUCCUCUUCCUCCUCGGCCCUCGCCGAGUCCCGCGACUCCUCCCUCCCGUCCCCGCCGCCGCCGAACGCCAUGAUCUAUGAUCGCCUCGCCGAGUCAGUGAAGUCGAAGAUCAAGCAGCUGGAGAAUCCGGAUCCCAGGUUCCUCAAGUACGGGUCGCCCCACCCGGUUCUGCGGACCCACACCCACAUCCUCUCUGCACCGGAAACCCGGGUCACCACCCUCUCCAAUGGCCUCCGCGUCGCCACCGAGUCGUCUCUCUCCGCCAAGACCGCGACGGUCGGGGUGUGGAUUGAUGCCGGGUCCAGAUUCGAGACCGACGAUACCAAUGGCACCGCGCAUUUUUUGGAGCAUAUGAUAUUCAAGGGGACUGAGAGGAGGUCGGCUAGGGAGCUGGAAGAGGAGAUCGAGAACAUGGGGGGACAUUUGAAUGCCUACACUAGCAGGGAGCAGACUACUUAUUACGCCAAGGUUAUGGAUAAAGAUGUCAAUCAGGCGUUGGAUAUCUUGUCUGAUAUAUUGCAGAAUUCCAAGUUUGAAGAGCACCGGAUCGCCAGGGAGCGAGAUGUGAUUUUGAGAGAAAUGGAAGAGGUUGAAGGACAGACUGAAGAAGUCAUCUUUGACCACUUGCAUGCAACUGCUUUCCAGUAUACCCCUUUGGGCCGCACCAUUCUUGGCCCUGCUCAAAACAUCAAAACAAUUACCAGGGAUCAUCUACAGAGCUACAUCCAGACACACUACACAGCUCCUAGAAUGGUAAUUGCUGCUUCUGGUGCUGUUAAACACGAAGAAAUAGUUGAUCAAGUGAAGAAGUUGUUCACCAACUUAUCAUCUGAUCCAACUACUGCUUCACAACUGGUGUCAAAGGAGCCUGCAUUUUUCACUGGCUCUGAGGUGAGGAUAAUUGAUGAUGAUCAGCCUUUGGCGCAAUUUGCGGUUGCUUUUGAAGGUGCAUCAUGGACAGAUCCAGAUUCUAUUGCCUUAAUGGUCAUGCAAUCCAUGUUAGGUUCAUGGAACAAAAGUGCAGGUGGCGGCAAGCACAUGGGUUCAGAGCUGGCACAGAGGGUUGGCAUUAAUGAGCUUGCUGAAAGUGUGAUGGCAUUCAACACCAACUACAAAGACACUGGCCUGUUUGGUGUUUAUGCUGUGGCUAAGCCUGAGGAUUUGGACGAUUUAACCUAUGCAAUAAUGUAUGAGAUUGCCAAGUUGUCCUUCCGGGUUUCAGAAGAUGAUGUUGUACGUGCUCGGAAUCAGUUGAAAUCAUCCUUGCUACUCCAUAUUGAUGGAACUAGUCCUGUGGCGGAAGAUAUUGGCCGCCAGCUACUUACUUACGGGCGCAGGAUCCCGUUUGCUGAGCUAUUUGCGAGAAUCGAUGCUGUUGAUGCCAGCACCAUUAAACGUGUGGCAAACCGAUUCAUUUAUGACAAGGACGUUGCAAUUGCUGCCAUGGGUCCCAUUCAAGGCUUGCGCGACUACAACUGGUUCAGACGUAGAACCUACUUCCUCCGCUACUAAAUUUAUUGUGGCAGCAUUUUUUGUGUUUCUCAACCACCGCGAGGCUACAAAAUCUGAACUAUUUUUCCAGACAAGCAGUAUUGGCUCAUGGAAUGUCCUUGGAGCUUGCCUCGUUUAAUUUGUUAUUUUCCAGGCUUUCAUUCUCCUUGUGCCUUUUGUAAACCAAUUCUACAGCAAUAAAAUUGUUUUAGGCUCGAGAUAGUCUGGCUGUGAUGAGCAUUGUUAGUCACAAGCGAUUUUGCUUAUAAAUUGUUGCAGUACACCAAAUCUGCAUUUCCUGCUUGUAUAAAGCUGAAACCAAGCGGCUACUUUUACAUCCUCGUUCUUCACUAGAAGAGGGCCACAAAAAGCCUUUUGGAUCUAAUAAUCACUUGUUGAAAUCUAUGAAUGGGUUCUUAUAAUAGUCACAAUUGUUACUUUGUCUAGGUUUCGCUUGGGU
Molecule: messenger RNA, 2166 nt
Organism: Linum tenue
Lineage: Eukaryota; Viridiplantae; Streptophyta; Magnoliopsida; Malpighiales; Linaceae
Source: the annotation of a GenBank genome assembly